GGCAAAAUUAUUCCCUAGCAAAUGUACAUUUAAAUGCUUGACGAUAAAUGUCACAUUACACGUACUACUGAGGUAAUUUGCCAUGCGUUCAUAUGGCGGGUCAUCUCGUGAUUACAAACACUUCUUUCGUUAAACCGCGACUAUUUUAAUAACCGACAAGCUGACGGUUCAUAGUUAGGAUAUAUAGGCUUCAGACUGAGACACUCGAACAAAAUGACGAUGUAACUACAGACUGAUGGAGGACAGGUCGAGACACAUGCGCCUGAGAGAAUGGCUCAUAGCGCAGAUAGACAGCGGCAAAUACGCUGGACUGAGCUGGGAAAACCAGGAGAAAACCAUGUUUAGAAUUCCCUGGAAACAUGCUGCCAAACAGGACUACAGACAGAACCAGGAUGCAGCGCUCUUUAAGGCAUGGGCCAUGUACAAGGGUAAAUUUCAGGAGGGCAGGGACAAAGCAGACCCCUCCACGUGGAAAACCCGUCUGCGCUGUGCCCUCAAUAAGAGCACAGACUUCCAGGAGGUUCCGGAGCGCAGUCAACUGGAUAUCUCGGAGCCGUACAAGGUCUACCGUAUCCUGGAAGACACAGGACGAGUCACAGAAACUGCUGGAAACCCAUUGAUAUUGCAGGACAAUGAUAGCAGCCGAGCGUUGAGAGGAAUGCAUCUGCCUAUUCAGCAGGACAAUCCACUUGGUGACUCAAACAGAGAGAUACCUCUAAAUGGCAGGUCAUAUGUUUAUCCCAGUACAGGCGCUGAAGUCUGUGGUAGCGCCAUUCCUCAAUCUGUUCCUCUAUAUUCCUCUCGGAGCCCCUUAACUGACUGCCGUCUGGAGGUGUGCUUGUUCUAUCAUGGUAACUUGGUGCAGAGUGUGGUAACUGCAUCUCAAGAUGGAUGCUUCAUCCUGCAGGGCUGUUCUCCAGUAGGAAAUGAGCGCAUUUAUGGGCCUUGUGAAGCUAGGAAGGUCUUCUUUCCUCGUCCAGACAUUGUACCAUUGCCCCCGGGCAUCAGUGAUGCCAUGAGCCGCCUGCUUCCCCACCUGGAGAAGGGUGUACUGGUGUGGGUCGCUCCAGAUGGCAUCUUCAUUAAACGAUUCUGCCAGGGCCGUGUGUAUUGGGACGGUCCGUUGGCCGAGCACAGAGAGAAACCCAAUAAACUGGAGCGAGAGAGGACCUGCAAACUCCUGGAUAUGACGAUUUUCUUAGAAGAUUUGCAAAAGUAUCAGCAGGGCACAGGACCAGAGCCACAAUACAUUGUGGAUCUGUGCUUUGGAGAAGAGUUCCCUGACCCCAGCCAACCAAAGACCAAGAAGCUCAUAACAGCACAAGUGAUUCCUCUGUUUGCUGUAGAGUGUCUGCGCAGGCCUUAUCCAUCUGAUAAUAUGGAGAUGAAGCAUUCACCCCCCCACAGGAGCAGUGCGCAAACUGAUGCAUAAACAUGCAGUAAUUACAACAGUGAUUAUCAUCCUUGUGUGUAGAUUCACUAAAUAAAAAAUCUAACUUAACUAGA
Messenger RNA from Xyrauchen texanus (razorback sucker), 1506 nucleotides. RefSeq names its product interferon regulatory factor 10 (gene irf10). Gene Ontology annotation, cellular component: nucleus. The record is from RefSeq and is a predicted model, not a curated record. Gene Ontology annotation, biological process: regulation of transcription by RNA polymerase II; immune system process. The coding region runs from base 236 to 1432 and encodes 398 amino acids. Gene Ontology annotation, molecular function: DNA-binding transcription factor activity, RNA polymerase II-specific; protein binding; RNA polymerase II cis-regulatory region sequence-specific DNA binding. The transcript is spliced from 9 exons. NCBI's taxonomy places the organism in Eukaryota, Metazoa, Chordata, Actinopteri, Cypriniformes, Catostomidae.